GACCGAGCAGCGAGUUCAUUUAUUUUUUUUUACUACUCCCCAUAUCUGGAGUUUAUUUUCACUUUAUGGUCAGUACUAUUGCAGUACUGGCUCAGCAUCCUCUGCUCUUCCCUGCAGGGCGUCAAUCAGGGACAAACAGCGGGGCACACGCUGGACUAAUCUUGGCUACAACAGGAAAAUGGUUCCAGUUAAACUUCUUAUUCUGGGAGCUCAGAACACUGGGAAAACAGCGCUGUGUGUUCGUUUCAUAACCAAGCGAUUUAUUGGUGAAUACGACCAUAAAAAGGAGGUGAACUACAAAUGCAGCCGGGUGGUGGAUCAGGAAGCUGUCGAUCUGGAGAUUCUGGACUUAACUUGGAAGGAGACCUCUGUAGCUUCUCUGGAGUCUUCCAUUCGCUGGGCUGAUGGUUUUCUGCUGCUGUACUCCAUCACACAGCGCUUCAGCUUCCUGGAGGUCCCACAACUCAAGACGCUCAUUGACCAAACCAAGCAGAAUCUGGUGGUUCCCGCGGUGCUGGUAGCCAAUAAGGCAGAUUUGGAAAUCGGCAGGCAGGUGACAACAGACGAAGGACAGAGACUAGCCAAGGAUUUAAGGUGUGGUUUCAGAGAGUUGUCUGUGGCUGAAGCAGUCCUAGCAGUGGAAGCAGCAGUGCUUCAGCUCGUCAGGUUGGUGUUGGAUCAGCAGCGCCCUCUGCCUGACCGUCGCUCCUACAUGUUGACUGUUCGUCACGCUCUGACCAGGAAACUGACCAGAUCUAAGACCAUGCAGUGGUGACAACAGCAAACAAACCCCCAUGGGAAAAAAACUGUAGUGUAUAAUGUUUUUUUUGUUGUUGUUGUUGUUGUUGUUGUUUGUUUGUUUUUUUUACUUUAGUUCUUUUAGUAUCAGAUAUCUCCCGUAUCUCACAUCCAGAUUGAGAGUUAUCGUGCAACGUCUGGGUUUCUGGAUUUAUGGGUGAUGAGACCAGGAUAUAAAAAAUAUAAACU
Molecule: messenger RNA, 987 nt
Organism: Oreochromis aureus
Lineage: Eukaryota; Metazoa; Chordata; Actinopteri; Cichliformes; Cichlidae
Exons: 8
Coding region: 179-775 (198 amino acids)
Molecular function (GO): GTP binding; GTPase activity
Source: RefSeq, a predicted model, not a curated record